UUUAGAAUUUUUACUGUGUGCUCGAGCAGCUGGUACAAAAACAAAUAUAAUAAUAAUAGCAAAGCAAUUAAAAGACAACAUAUGAUCGGGUUUUUGACAAUUUUCAACACGAGCGUUAUUUUCGUAGCUCCUUUCGCUGCGCGACUGCCGCUUUGUAUUCCGGUCUAAUAAGUCUGUCGUAAGAAGGCAGACGACUCGCACGUGUUUGUUUAGACUGUGUAUGGUUUCGAAGCGAAAGCACUUGCUUUCCGAAAACAUAAAAAAAUAUAGUAACAAAAUUACGAAUUUUCAUAAUUUGAAAAAGAAUUGAAAGUAAUUGGACUAAAGUAAAAAUUAUGUGGCGCUGUAAGUGAGCAGUCAAUAUAUGAAAACAUAACAAAGAAAAAUAAGAAGAAUUUUGAAUGUUUGCUAUAAUUGGAAAAAUCGAUAAUUUUCUUGGCUAACGUAAACAUUAUCGUGUGCGAAACGACAAAGCACGUGCUUUCUUCUAAUUAGUAAAUAACCGAAUAACUUGCAUUCCAAUAAGUCGCUGUCAGACUUUUCAUUCAAGUAUUUUGUAGAUGUUGAUAAAAAGCAAUCUUUAAGUUGAUACUCGACGUGGAAAGCUUUAUAUAGAAACAUACUUACAUACAUAAAUAUUCAACUUGCGCUUCGCAAAUAGCUUGAAUAAGUCUUUCGAUAUCGGAGAACAGUUCAAUUAAGAUGUCAGUCAUGACGCCGGAGAAAUCAAUUUUAGCUUACUUCAAUCACUUCAUAGUGAGCAACUUUUCAUAUUUACUUGAUGAGAUUGACGGCUAUUUGUAUUACUUUGGUGGUACGGCGGGCGUUAUCACAAUAACUGGUAUUGCAGCAGCGGCUACUUAUUAUUUAAAAUCGCGUCCCAUACCGGAAAAGCCGCUAGUGCCUCUGGAUAAUCAAGCGCCUAUAUUGGAGGGUCCUGAUCACAUACACGUUUCGAAAUUCUAUAAAGAAGCGAAGAACGGCAAAUUCAUCAGUUACAUUACCGAGAAUGUGCGCACGCUAUAUCAGACAUUUCGUGAAGGUGCCUACUCCUCAAACAAUGGACCGUGUUUGGGUUGGCGCGAGACACUCACAUCACCAUACCAGUGGAUCAAUUACGAUGAAGCCUUGCUACGCGCCAAGAAUUUCGGCGCCGGCAUGAUUGCUUUAGGUGCGCGUCCCAAACAAUUGAUUGGCAUUUACUCGCAAAACCGUCCCGAAUGGAUUUUAUAUGAGCAAGGUUGUUACAGUUUUUCUUUGGUUGUGGUGCCGUUGUACGAUACGCUCGGACCGGAAGCGUGUGCCUUCAUCAUGCGUCAAACAGAAAUGUCAUUGGUUGUUGUGGAGGAUGAUGCCAAGGCUUUGAUGUUGUUGGAGAAAGCGCCGCCCACGCUGAAGAUCAUAGUCUCAAUUAAGCCUAUAAGGCAGCAUACGCUGGAACGCGCCCGAAGCCGCGGCAUACAGAUAUUCUCUUUCAUCGAUGUGGAGAAAUUGGGCGCUAAGGGCAACCAUCCGGAAGUGCCGCCAGUAUCCGAAGACUUGUGCACCGUUUGCUACACAUCCGGCACUACAGGCAAUCCGAAGGGUGUGAUGCUCACGCACGGCAAUGUGGUCGCCGGCGUAUGCGCGGUGAUCUUGCAAAUGGGUGAACACCGCAUACGGGCAGGCGAUGUCAUGAUAUCAUUCCUGCCGUUGGCGCAUAUGUUUGAGCGUUGCUGUGAGAACGGCAUCUACUAUGUGGGCGGCUGCGUGGGCUUCUAUUCGGGCGACAUUAAGGAGCUGACUAACGAUUUGAAAAUGUUGAAACCAACCGUAAUGCCAGCGGUGCCGCGUUUACUUAAUCGCGUUUAUGAUAAAAUACAAAAUGAGAUUGCCUCGUCGGCCAUCAAGCGUACUUUAUUCAAUAUGGCGCUCAAGGCCAAGGAGAAAGAGCUCUCGCGCGGUAUUAUGCGUCGCAACGGCUGCUGGGACAAGUUGGUCUUCAAAAAAGUGCACCAAGCUUUUGGCGGCAAUCUGCGUCUGAUGGUUGUCGGUUCCGCGCCGCUGGCCGGCAAUGUCUUGACAUUCAUGCGCUGUGCACUCGGCUGCUUGGUGCUGGAGGGUUACGGCCAAACCGAAUGUACUGGCGCCAUUUCAUUAACCGUACAGGGUGACUACGUGCCGAAUCAUGUUGGACCACCGGUCUCCUGCAAUGCCGUCAAACUCGUGGAUGUGCCGGAGAUGGAGUAUUUUGCCAGUCAAAAUACUGGCGAGGUAUGCGUACGCGGCUCCAAUGUGUUCCAUGGUUAUUAUAAAGAUCCAGAGAAAACUGCUGAAGCUGUUGAUUCCGAGGGUUGGCAUCAUACUGGUGACGUCGGCAUGUGGUUGCCAAAUGGCACGCUGCGCAUAAUCGAUCGUCGCAAGCAUAUUUUCAAGCUUAGCCAAGGUGAAUACAUUGUGCCAGAGAAAAUUGAGAAUAUCUACACGCUGAGUCAGUACGUCAAUCAGGUGUAUGUGUAUGGCGAGAGUCUUAAGAGCUGUAUUAUUGCCGUCGUUGUGCCUGAUGUGGAUGUGCUCAAGCAAUGGGCUAACGAAAAUCGUGUCAAGGGCACACUCUCUGUGCUCUGCAAUAAUCAACAGGUCAAGGAGCUGAUUAUGAGCGAUAUGCUCAAUUGGGGUAAACAGAGCGGCUUGAAAUCAUUUGAACAAGUGAAAGACAUUUAUUUGCAUCCGGAUCCAUUUUCGGUACAAAAUGGCUUGCUAACGCCGACCUUCAAAGCGAAACGGCCACAAUUGAAGAGCUAUUUCAAGCCGCAGCUGGAUGACAUGUACAAACAUUUAGAUUAGAGUUGAAAUUUAUAAUAGCAAACCGUUUACGAAAAGCAUAGCGCUAAAGCUUAUCCGUGGCUAAUUUUGGAUACGAACAAAGCAAGCACUGAUAGCCAAUUAAAGCACUGCAGGGAAUAAUGAACCAUAUCUGCAAUAUGAAAUUCCUAAACGAAAAAUGCAAUUAGCGUAAAAAAUGCAAAGUUUCACAAAAUUAAAUUUAAUUAAAAAAUAAAAAUCGGAAAUUUGACUUCGUGGGGGAAAAUCAAUCAAAAAGCAAUUGCAAUAUUUUUAACCAGUUAGCACUUACCACUUUAAUAUAUAGCAGCGUAGCUGCAACUGAUUAUGUAUGGAAUGUAGUAAAUUUACCUAAACUUAUUUAGAGUACCGUUAUAACACGAGCAAAGUAAAACUUUAUUUAAAUUUCAGCAAAAACAAUUAUUAAAAAAAAAAUAACAAAAAUACUCUAUUUAUACGUAAAUAGCGCGCCUAACCAAUUAACAAGCAGCAAUUAUAGAAUUACAAUUACUUAUGAAUAUCGAGAAAACCAAAAAGAAGCAGUCAAAGAAGCGUAUCGUCACCUAAAAUGCAAAA
This is a messenger RNA of Bactrocera tryoni, 3399 nucleotides long. Its product is annotated as long-chain-fatty-acid--CoA ligase 5. Gene Ontology annotation, biological process: long-chain fatty acid metabolic process. The coding region runs from base 703 to 2826 and encodes 707 amino acids. Gene Ontology annotation, molecular function: long-chain fatty acid-CoA ligase activity. NCBI's taxonomy places the organism in Eukaryota, Metazoa, Arthropoda, Insecta, Diptera, Tephritidae. The transcript has 11 exons. Gene Ontology annotation, cellular component: membrane; endoplasmic reticulum. The record is from RefSeq and is a predicted model, not a curated record.